Molecule: messenger RNA, 582 nt
Organism: Prorocentrum cordatum
Lineage: Eukaryota; Dinophyceae; Prorocentrales; Prorocentraceae
Source: the annotation of a GenBank genome assembly
GCGUUGUCCCUGCAGGGUUUUGGUUUCGAUCUCCAAGAUGAGGUCGAGGCCGACAUGUUCACCAACGCCCAGAGGAUGGAUCUCGCAGGCAACGCGUUCAACGCGUUCGUGAUAUACCCGCUGAUGUUCGCCAUCGCGUGCUGCGCCCCCUUGUCGAAGGCGUACAAGCUGGCGAAGGGCUUCUCGAACUUCUCGCCCGAGGAGCUGCGGGAGCGGGACGAGGGCCAGAUGCAGCAGGGCCAGAUGCAGCAGGGCCAGAUCGUGGCGGCCCAAGGCGGCCGUCCUUCCGGCGUGGCCCCGCCGGGCGGGGGUGACCCAGACGGCGACCGCGGCGGAGACAGUGGCAGUUCCAUGCAGAGCGACUCGGAGGACGACGAUCCGGACGCUGGCAGCAGUAGCGAUGAGGUCCAGAUCGUGGAUGAGAUCAACCGUGGUGAGGAGAUGUUCAUGGCUCUCGAUACCUACAUGACUUUGUUCGGGGAUUUCGACAAGGCCCGCAACCCAAAGCACAAGAAGGUCACCAUCCAGGGCAACCAGGGCAUUUUGGUCCCCGUCGACGACAGUACCGAGUUCGAACUUUAG